UUAUCAAGAACGCGCCAUCUCCUUUUAUCUUAUCGAUUUUAUUGAUAUGUUUUAUGUUUAAUUAGGUAGAAGUUAAAAUAAGAUUACCUUUGUUUCAGUCGUCCGAAAAAUGUUGCAUUUAACAAAACAAUUGCUUGCUGUGCUAUGUGCAUAUCAGGGAUCAGUUUUGAUCGGUUACACCAUGGGAUGGACGGCCCCGGUGAUACCAAAACUACAAGAUCCUGAGCAGACCCCGCUGCCAGAAAUACCUUCAGAUGGUCAGGUCUCAUGGAUUGGUUCCUUAUUGUACAUAGGUUGCAUUAUUGGUCCAUAUUCUUUAGGUCCACUAUCUAAUGUCAAAGGUCGGAAGCCGUGCUUCGUGCUGAGUGCUUUCAUCAUCAUAGCUUCCUUCAUCCUUCUUGGGGCAGCUCAGAACUUGGCCAUGAUAUACGCUGGCAGGAUCUUGAUUGGAGUAGGUCUUGGGAUCAUUAGUGUGAUCAACGUGGUUUAUAUUGGAGAAAUAGCUUCUACCAAAAUCCGGGGGAUACUCUUGAGUGGUACCGGAAUAUUUUCUACCUUAGGAACAUUGCUUAUGUUCGUCAUAGGGCCGUACGUGUCAUAUGUCAUGACCACUGUGAUUGGAAUUGUUCUGACCUUGGUUUACUUACUUGGAUUGUAUUUCAUCCCUGAAACUCCAUUGUUUGAUGUCAUGAGAGGUAAAGAAAAUGAAGCCAGAGAAACUUUAAUACACCUAGGAAGAUCAGAUGAAAUAGAAACAGUAUUGCAGUCGAAACCAGAAGUAAAGAAAACAACGAUGUCUGAUUGGAAAGAUUUACUUACAAUAAAAGGAAAUAGAUUUGCACUUUUCAUAGUGCUUACGUUAUCUAUACUACAACAAAUGAGUGGUGUUGUAGCAGUGUUGUUCUUUGCAACAACUAUUUUCGAUUUAGUUGGAUCCGUGGAGCCAAAUCUAGCGACUAUAAUUAUAGGAAUCACACAAUUAGUGUCUAGUUGUUUGACGUUGUUAUUUGUUGAUACAUCAGGGAGGAAGAUCGUGUUGAUGUUUUCAACUGCUACCUCUUGUCUUAGCUUGGCUAUGUUAGGUGUUUAUUUCUACUGGGCUGAUGUAGCCAACAAUCCUUUAGCAGACAGAUUGGGAUGGUUGCCUCUGCUGUCCUUAGUAGUAUUCUUCUUGUGUUACGACUUGGGUUUCGGCAUAAUACCAAGUGCGUUGACAGGAGAGAUGUUUGAACCUAACGUGAGGAGUCUUGGGGCUGCUGUGACAGCCACGCUAGCUUGGGCCGUCGGGUUUGGAGUGUCCACCGCGUUCGGUUAUAUGUUGUCUGGUUGGGGAGGUCACGUCACUUUUUGGAUUUACUCAGGCGCAUGCGCUUUUGCGACCAUUUUCACAAUAAUAUUUGUCCCAGAAACGAGAGGGAAGUCAUUGUUGGAAAUUCAAGUUAUGUUGAACCAGUGAAUGUUUAAAAUAGUUA
Amyelois transitella is the source of this 1472-nucleotide messenger RNA. RefSeq names its product facilitated trehalose transporter Tret1. Gene Ontology annotation, biological process: transmembrane transport. The record is from RefSeq and is a predicted model, not a curated record. Lineage: Eukaryota; Metazoa; Arthropoda; Insecta; Lepidoptera; Pyralidae. Bases 110 to 1456 code for a protein of 448 amino acids. Gene Ontology annotation, molecular function: transmembrane transporter activity. The transcript has 7 exons. Gene Ontology annotation, cellular component: membrane.